GUUUAUUUAUUUAUUGACUUUUAACAUUUCUUUUUUCGUUGGUCAAUUCAAGGAUCUGAAUUAGUGAAACAAAACCAUGAAGAAGGAAAAAACGGUUGACAUUAGUCGACCCUAUAAAUUAGCCCAUCAAAUUGUAAGUCUCACUGGAAUCAAUUUCGAAACAAAGUGUAUUAUUGGUUUCGUGGAACUAACAAUUAUUCCACUUAAAGAUAAACUCUCGUUUGUGAAUGUCAAUGCGAAGCAAUGCAGAAUUUAUAAAGUUUUUCUGAACGAUACGUUGGAAGUGCCUUUCCAGUAUUUUGAUCCCUUUCUGGAUAUUUGCCAAGGAGAUUCGGAGCAACGAUCGCUCGAAGCUUUUUCGAAACUACACCUCGCGGCAGCUCAAAAAGUCGAUUCGGACGCGAAUUCAGGUGAGUUAGUGAUCCCAAUUCCUCGAAAACCAGAUCACCUGGUCGUCGAGGGUCGCCCUCUCCGAAUCGGGAUCGAAUUUACUCUCGAGAAUCCCGAGGGUGGUGUUCACUUCGCCCUGGUUCCAAAAAAAAAUGACCAGGAUACGCGAUCCCACGCCGAAAGAGGCUCUCACAUGUACACCUACAGUUACGAAAAUGCCUCCCGCCUCUGGUUCCCCUGCAUCGAUUCGUUCGCGGAACCCUGCACCUGGAAACUCGAAUUCACCGUCGACGUUUCCAUGAUCGCCGUUUCCUGCGGCGACCUCGUCGAGACAAUCUAUACGCCCGACAUGCGACGGAAAACCUACCACUAUGUCCUAAACACACCAGCUUCGGCCCCAAACAUCGCCCUGGCAGUUGGACCCUUCGAGGUUUAUGUUGACCCCAACAUGCACGAAGUCGCGCACUUCUGCCUGCCGCAACUUCUCCCCUCCUUGAAAGUAUCCGCGAAGUACGUCCACGAGGCGUUUGAAUUUUACGAGGAAACCCUCUCAAAUCGUUACCCCUAUUCCUGCUACAAGCAGGUCUUUGUCGACGAACUCGACGAGGACAUCAACGCCUACGCGACAAUGAGCAUCCUAAACACGAAUCUUCUUCAUUCCUCGCCGAUAAUUGACCAGGUUUACCUGACGAAACGGGCCAUGGCGCAGGCGAUUGCGGAGCAAUUCUUCGGGUGCUUCAUCUCGAUGCAGAAUUGGUCAGACACCUGGUUGCCGAAAGGGAUUUCGACUUAUCUGACCGGGCUCUAUGCGAAGAAGUGUUUCGGCAACAACGAGUACCGGGACUGGAUUCAAUCCGAGCUUCAGGAAGUCGUCAAGUACGAGGAGCAGUUUGGCGGGAUUAUUAUCGAUCCUUCACAACCGCCCGCGCCUCUUCCUAUGGCUGCGAAUACCCCAGCUCCAGCGCCACGAGCUCCCGAUCCGGGAUUUUAUUUCCCGAUUAGAAAUCUCCACACGAUGUCGCCAAAGUAUAGCGAGGUUUUGAGGAAAAAAGCGCAUCUGGUGAUCCGAAUGUUGGAGCACAGAAUUGGACAGGAACUCCUGCUCCAGGUUUUUAAUAAGCAACUCUCCUUGGCUGCUAACGCAGCACAGCAGAGGAUUGAUUCGGGUUUGUGGUCGCACAUGUUAAUCAGCACGAAUGUUUUCACUAAGGCGAUUUUCACCGUGACUGGGAAAGAUAUGGCGGUUUUUAUUGAUCAGUGGGUCCGAACGGGAGGACACGCAAAGUUCAAUUUGAGCUUUGUUUUUAACAGAAAGAGGAACACUGUCGAGUUGGAGAUUCGACAGGAUACGGCUCAUCAGCGAGGGAUCAGAAAGUAUGUUGGUCCUCUCUUGGUGAACAUUCAGGAACUGGAUGGACCCUUCAAGCACACUUUGCAAAUCGAAGGAACAGUCGCAAAGGCGGAUAUUACGUGUCACAGCAAAAGCAGAAGGAACAAGAAGAAGAAGAUCCCGCUUUGCACUGGAGAGGAAGUGGACAUGGAUCUCUCGGCUAUGGACGACUCCCCCGUUUUGUGGAUUCGAGUCGAUCCCGAAAUGACGCUGAUGCGGGCCGUUCAGAUUGAGCAGCCCGAUUAUCAGUGGCAAUAUCAACUCAGACAUGAGAGAGACGUGACUGCACAGACUGAAGCUAUCGCAGCUCUGCAGAAUCACGCGACUCCCGCCACGAGACUGGCUCUGACAGAUACGAUAGAAAACGAGAGUUGCUACUACAAAGUCCGACUCAGAGCAGCGCACUGUCUGACAAAAGUAGCGAAUGCGAUGGUAGCAACCUGGGCGGGACCGCCAGCAAUGUUAGCGAUCUUCAGGAAACUGUAUGGUUCCGCUUCUUGCCGGAGAAUCAUCAAGCAGAACAACUUUCAGAAUUUCCAGCACUAUUUUCUCCAGAAGACCAUUCCCGUUGCGAUGGCGGGUUUGAGAAAUGCACAUGGAAUCUGUCCGCCGGAAGUGCUUGCCUUUUUGAUGGAUCUCUUCAAGUACAAUGACAACAGCAAGAACCGCUACUCGGAUAAUUACUAUCGUGCUGCCUUGAUUGAAGCUUUGGGCGCGACUGUAACGCCGGUCAUCAGCGUCCAGCAAGGAACUGCAAUCACUGCAGAGUCGCUUUCGGUCGACACGAAAGCAAUUCUGGAAGAGGUGACGCGGAAUUUAAAUCUGGAGAAGCUACUCCCUUGUUAUAAAUACACGGUCAGUGUUGCUUGUCUCAAGGUGAUCAGGAUUUUGCAGAAAUUCGGACAUCUGCCGAGCAAUCCUCAUAUAUUUAGAGCCUACGCGGCUUAUGGACAGUUUAUCGAUAUCAGGAUUGCGGCUCUCGAAGCUUUGGUUGACUUUACAAGAGUGGAUGGCAAAUGGGAGGAUUUGUUGUUUCUUCUCAAUCUUGCUAAGCAUGAUAAACAUCCGGGAGUGAGACAUCGGUUGGUGAGACUCAUGGUCGAGAAUCCUCCGUUCGAGAGAGCUCACAAGCAUCCUUUAGACAAGCCGGAAUUGGUUGACACGAUUUGGGAGUUGAUCAAUAAUGAGUUGUCCCAUGAUGCGAAAUUGAGAUGCGACUGGGUUGAUUUUUAUUACACUCUCUACGGAUCAAAGCGACCCCUUUGUCUCCCGAUCAAGGAACUUGAGAUGCUGAUGAGACCCAAAAAAGUGACUCCUGAAAGAGAGAAACCGCCUGCGGUUUUGAAGGAGAUUUUACCCGAGCCGGAAGUUGUGGCCGCGAAAAGGAAAGCCUCGCCUGAUAAGGAAGUUCCGGGAGCUGUGAAUGUUUUGGAGAACCCGGAUGUGAAGAGGGUGAAGAUCCAGGAGAGUUCCGAGCUUUCAAAUGACGGGAAAGUCAAGUCGGAUUAUUAUAGUGAUAAUUCGGCAUCACUUCCGGGAAUAAUGGGAACGGAAGGUCCGGUUGGUUUCGAGCCAGGUAUGUUUAAGCAGGAGGAGGAUCACAAAGGGAAGGGAGAUUUGGGGAACAAGGGCAAGAAGAAGAAGAAGGAUAAGAAAAAACACAAGCAUAAACAUAAACAUAAACAUGAUCAUAAACAUGGAAAGGAGAAGGACAAGAAGGGUAAGGAUAAGAUGAAGGAGAAGGAUCAGACGGGGUUGAAAGUAAAGGAAGAGACUCUAAGUUCGGCGAGUUCAAGUCCCAGUCCUGAUGCUUCGAGUGCAACUAUGGAAUUCACUUUUCCAAACAUGUGAUUUUAAUUUUGGUUGUUGUAAAUAUAUUCCAGUGGUUUUAAAAUUCGCUGAAGUAAUUUUUAGUUUAGGGCAUUAAAAUCAAACUCCAGGCCUUUACGCAUUUUUUUGGAGCUAAGUUUUUGGGCGAUUUGGAGACGAAGUAUGGGUACGCGUCCACUGAGGGCGCCACGUCAAUGAUGAGACACACACACUCAAACGCAAAAUAAAUGUGAGGCAAUGGAUGAUUGGGAAAAGCUUCGUUUUCCACCAAACGCAGACCGUUGCCAGUUUUCGGAUAUCUUUAUUCUCGCGUAACUUUUGACACUUCUUAGAAGAAAAUGCAUGAAGGCUUGGAGAGCACGAUUGGAACUAAGACCUAACCUCAAAAUUGGUUUGAUUUAUUUUAUACUCCAUAAAUACUAGAAUUAAUAAAGAAUUUUUUUUCAAAUACUCACGUUAGAAUCCCAAAAAAUAGUUUUACAUAAAAAGUAUUAAAAUUAGUAAAUUUUUCGCUCUGAAUAUAGACCCAAAUAACAGAAAUGUGAUUCUAGUAUUUAAGGAAUAAAAUGAGGCAAUUCAAUUUUGAGGUUAGGGCCUGAUUACAACGACCCUGAGGGGAAAUAUCAAUGAAAUUUUUGUUUAUAAAACAAAAUAGUCAAUACGGGAUAUGACCGGGAUAUUAGGAUAAUUUUAUAAUUGUACAAAAGUUUCGAUUUGUGGCCUAUGAUUUAUAUGACUUCUGAAAGUCUACGAAGAAGUGUAUAAUUUUGAUUGAAAAAAAAAUCUCAUCUUGUU
Molecule: messenger RNA, 4405 nt
Organism: Belonocnema kinseyi
Lineage: Eukaryota; Metazoa; Arthropoda; Insecta; Hymenoptera; Cynipidae
Gene: Taf2
Product: transcription initiation factor TFIID subunit 2
Exons: 4
Coding region: 77-3631 (1184 amino acids)
Biological process (GO): transcription initiation at RNA polymerase II promoter
Cellular component (GO): transcription factor TFIID complex
Molecular function (GO): transcription cis-regulatory region binding; chromatin binding; metallopeptidase activity
Source: RefSeq, a predicted model, not a curated record